UAGACAAUCUCGCCUAAAUCCAAAUGACUUGGAAAUGUUGAUGAAUGAAAAGUUUCACGUUUGGUUUCAAAGCAAGGUUAUAGGUCUGGAACGUGACUCGACUAUCUCUGCUGACAUUGUGGCCCUAGGUAGGGGUCCUAACAAGGGUUACAAAUGGCGUCAAAGUCUCGUAGCUUGCAUAACUUAAGGAUUGUAACAGAUAGUUCAUAUUCUGAAGCCUCGAUUCAACAAGUGAAUAAUUAAAAUGGAAGCAAUGCAUCUUCGCAAUCACAACCAGUUGAACCAGAGAGUUGUCAACCUAUUGUUGAUACUUGCACAGAAAUGAUAGACAAUGAUGGAAGGAGAUUUAAAAAGAGAGGGAGAACAACAAUGUCUUCAGUAUGGAAUAUGGAAAAGGAUGAAAAGAUAUAUGUAGAAGUAGAUGAAUUUGGAGUUCCAUGUUCGAGAGAAGGUGCAACACUUGGAUCCUUCUUAGGGACUAUUGCAGUGAAUGGGAAAUACGCACCAUUAGAUAUGCCUAGAUGGGAUAGCAAAGAUUACAAAUCAUUUCGUGACGAUAUUUUAACUUUGGUGCAGGAGAAAUUUUUGAUUCCUCCCGAGACAAAAAGAUGGGUUCUUGAAUCAGUGGGUAAAAAAUGGAGGGAUUACAAAUCUGACCUAAAAUUGCAACAUUUCAGUCGCAAUAAACCUAAAGAUCAAGUCCUAACGAAUGUUCCGAAAGGAGUUGAAGCAGCUCAAUGGCGUAUUUUGGUGAAUGGAUGGUACACUGAACAAAGUCAGAAAGUAAGCCAAAUAAAUACUGCCAAUGCCAACAAGAAGAAAAACAAACAAACUACUGGAAGGAAAAGUUAUGUGAGGCUGAGGAAAGAAAUGGAAAUACAAAAUGGAAAGGUUCCUGAUCGACUUACAUUUUACGAAAAGACUCAUAAGAAGAAGGACGGCACAUAUGUUGAUGAUAAUAGUAAAGAGCUAAUGGAUAAAGCUAAGCAGCUGCAGGCAGAACGCAGUGAAGGUUCUAGUACGAAUUUAGCUAAAGUGAAUGAAGAGAUCUUUCAAGAGCUAAUGGGUCCAGAGCAUAAUGGGAGAGUACGUGGUUUGGGUUCUGGAGUCACUCCUACAAGGUAUUUUGGAUCGACUAGGUAUGAUAUUGGAGGAAGAUGCCAUAACACUACAAAUGUAUGUCAGUCAGAAGAGGUUAAAGAUCUUAAGGAACAACUACAUAGUAUGUCUAAAACCGUGGAUGCUUUAAAAGCGUUUAUCAACAAGCAAUUUCCAGGACAAUGGACAUCUACAGGAGUUGAUAAUCAUCAGGAUGGUCAUUCUUCAAGUUAAUCAGUUUGGAAUUCAACUCAGUUUAGCAACAUUCAGCAGGCACACCAUUGUUUGCAGUGCGAUUAUCUAGGACAAUUUUUGUUGAUUAUCUUAAUACUUUGUUAUUAGUUGUGUUAUUCAGAUAUUGAUUAUAAACACUUUUAUUAGAAUCAAUUUUGGGUCUAAAUAGAAAUAU
Molecule: messenger RNA, 1507 nt
Organism: Mercurialis annua (annual mercury)
Lineage: Eukaryota; Viridiplantae; Streptophyta; Magnoliopsida; Malpighiales; Euphorbiaceae
Exons: 9
Coding region: 322-1332 (336 amino acids)
Source: RefSeq, a predicted model, not a curated record